CGUGGAUCUCGUGUACGCCGUCAAAAGAUCCUUCACUUUUCAGAAACCAUCUAAUAUUAUCGAUUUUUGUCUUCGACUUGCAAUUUCUCUUGGCCACAACGGGGUUGCUACAAUGUUUAUCGACGUGUUUGUUGACAUGUUUGUGGAUAAUAACAGCCAGAUGAAUGUCAUCGAGGCUAAAAAAUCACUCUUCAGGGGGCAUAUGACGCCUUCACUAAUGUUCAUUGCUGUGGCAAACGGCCACCUAAAAACCGUACAACUUUUGUUAGAUAAAGGCGCCGAGGUUGAUCAGUUCAGUGGCCCAGCAGGGGACCUACUUCAAAGCAAUUCACGAGGAGCUGCAAAUUUUCCCAAUCUAGAGACGUAUGGAAAUGACCUUCUCCAAGCCCUCCUCUGUGCUGCAGCAGUUCGUGGUUAUGACGAUAUCGUAGCAGUGCUAUUGUCUGCGUCGACAACCUUGGAGGGCCCUCCAAGCCUGGAUCAAUGUCCCUUGUACCAAGCAGCCAAAGUCGGGCAUUCAAAGGUUGUUAGCGUCCUAUUAGAGGCCGGAGUUGAUCCACGUCCUUCGCUCUUAGCACACAUCAACUCCAAGAACCACCAAAUUGUCCGCCGUCUAGUCGAGGCAGCGUUGAAUCUCACGUCAAGUGAAUCAUGGGGUCCUUAUGACACGGAAGAAGCCAGAGAAAACUCCUACCUUAUCACAAUCGCCACGCGGUGCGGAAAGACUGAAAUUGUUCGAUACCUUCUUGCUGCUGGUGCAAAGACUGCAGAUAAAGACAAAGAUGGAAUGUCAGCCUUGCUAUGGGCUAUUCAGUGUGGGCAUGAUGAGAUUGUGAAGCUGUUGCUUAAUUACAGAGCACUUUUCAAAGCUGAUGAGUCUCAGAGAGUACGGGCUUUGGAUCUUGCGUGCAGAAGCCGUCAGGCGAAUUUGGUAUUAAUGCUACUCGCUAGACACUCGCGCGAGUGGACGGAGACGACCGAUGAAAGAGUAAAUGCCAUAGUGCGGAUGGAAGUAAGGCGGCGCCGAGAGGAGAUGGAGAGCUAGGCGGGACGAUCCGCCUUACCAGAUCUUCCGAGUGGAGAAAUGAUCAACAAUCAACAGCUCUGAUCUCAUCUGGAAGUGGUAGGGGGAGUUACUGGCGCCCUCCCAUCCAAUCAUCUCUAGGCGCUGCACCGUGAAUGAGCCUAUUUUAUCUUGAAAGA
This is a messenger RNA of Hyaloscypha bicolor E, 1203 nucleotides long. RefSeq names its product ankyrin. Gene Ontology annotation, molecular function: protein binding. The coding region runs from base 113 to 1045 and encodes 310 amino acids. Lineage: Eukaryota; Fungi; Ascomycota; Leotiomycetes; Helotiales; Hyaloscyphaceae. The record is from RefSeq and is a predicted model, not a curated record. The transcript has 3 exons.